Molecule: messenger RNA, 1554 nt
Organism: Purpureocillium lilacinum
Lineage: Eukaryota; Fungi; Ascomycota; Sordariomycetes; Hypocreales; Ophiocordycipitaceae
Product: serine/threonine protein kinase psk1
Biological process (GO): protein phosphorylation
Molecular function (GO): protein serine/threonine kinase activity; ATP binding
Source: RefSeq, a predicted model, not a curated record
AUGAUAAGCCCGGCGCCCGCUGCGCGCAACACGGUGCGCGGCUUCCAGGCGACGCCCGUCGCCUCGGGCGAUGAGGACUCCGACUAUGGCGCCUGCGAGACGCCUCGCCAGGGCGCCCGCCGCGGACGCCCCGGCCGCAUCGACGACGUCGUGAGCGCAAACUGCAGCCCCAUCCUGCGAGGGGCCCCGUCCCCUGGCGUCUCGGGCAUCGCCAAGCUGCGCAUGCAGUUGGACCCCCUCAACCUCGACGGCUCGUCGCGCUCCAGCUCCGCCGCCCGCAACGGCGGUCGCUCCGGCUUCCGCAGCGCCGCCGACACCCCGCGCUCCGCUAGCCGCGACGGCGCGCGCAGCGAGGCUGGCAGCGAGAGCUCCGAGAACGGCUCCACAAGCUACGAGGUCAACCUCGAGCACGACUUUGUCAGCGAGAGCGUGCGCGACCGCUCCGUCCUGCUUGAGACGCUCGAAGGCGGCCUAAACCCCCGCCGCAAGAUGACCGCGGAGGAGUUUGAGCCCCUGCGCUGCCUGGGCAAGGGCACCUACGGCACCGUCCUGCUGGUCAAGCAACGCGCCACCGGCCGGCUCUACGCGCAGAAGCAAUUCAAGAAGGCGUCGCUCGUCGUGCAUAAGAAGCUCAUCGAGCAGACUAAGACGGAGCGCCAGAUCCUCGAGUCGGUCAACAGGCACCCCUUUGUGGUCAAGCUCUUCUACGCCUUCCAGGACCUCGAGAAGCUGUACUUGAUCCUCGAGUACGGCCAGGGCGGCGAGCUCUUCACGCAUCUCAACACGGAGAAGAUGUUCUCGGAGAGCGUGGCCGCCUUCUACAUGGCCGAGAUGCUGCUCGCCAUCUCCCACCUGCACAACGACCUGGGCGUCGUGUACCGCGACCUCAAGCCCGAGAACUGCCUCCUCGACGCCGACGGCCACCUCCUGCUCACCGACUUUGGCCUGUCCAAGGUGGCGGUGGAGCAGUCGGAGAGCUGCAACUCGAUCCUCGGCACCGUCGAGUACAUGGCGCCCGAGGUGAUUCUCGGCAAGAAGUACGGCAGGGCCGUCGACUGGUGGUCGUUUGGCGCCCUCGGCUACGACCUCAUGACGGGCAACCCGCCGUUCCGAGGCGGCAACCACGCCAAGAUCCAGGACAACAUCGUCAGGCAGAAGCUCGUGCUGCCCUACUUCCUGAGCCCGGACGCAAAGGACCUGCUGACGCGCCUCCUGCGCAAGGAGCCGCAGAAGCGCCUCGGGUCCGUUAUGCCGCGCGACCUGCAGACGCUCAAGAAGCACCGCUUCUUCCGGAAGAUCGACUGGCGUAAGCUCGAGGCACGGGAGCUGGAGCCUCCGAUCCAGCCCAUGAUCACGGACCCCGAGCUCGCCGAGAACUUUGCGCCCGAGUUCACCGAGCUGGCGCUGAGCCCCGUGGUGACGGCCAAGGAUGCCUGGGCCGUCGGCGGCACCCCGGCCUCGGGCCACAAGGACGACGUGUUUGGCGGCUUCAGCUUCGUUGCGUCGUCGAGUCUCCUGGAGAGCAAUGCCUUUCCCGUGGCCAACGGCGUGUGA